AUGCAUCACGUGUUAAUUAUGAUCAUAUUAUUGUUACUUUUGGCACAGUUUAGGGAGGAGAGUGGGGUGGAGUUCCCGUAUUGGCCCAUCUUUGCACAGCACCGCAAUCUGCUCUUCGGGGAGCACGGCCGUGACCGUGCGCCCGCCAUCCGGAGACGGCAUCACCGUUAUCAGCCCUUUCCCAUAAAAAUUUCCCACACGGCAGCUGACGUGGACAGGGCUUUCACCCUUGUCGAACUCCACAUCGUACAUGGUCGACCCCUCAAAAUCAACACAUGUGAGGUGGGAAGUGUAGGUCCAAAAGUCCCCAUCCCCACCGAGUCCCGCCACAUGUCGCUGUGGGGACCAGAACAGAGCCGCCAGAGCAUCAAAAGGGGUGGCGUUGGGGCACCGGCUCCGGACUUGGGACAGGAGACUUUCGAUGGCGGGUGCCGAGAAUUUCAUUGUGAGUUUUGGGGAAUGACCGACAAUACUGACGUUUGUGGGUACAGUGGGCGAUUGAAUUUGGGGGAGAUGGUGAAAAAUGGGAGGGUUGGUGAAGGGUUGGGCGCUGUGGACCUCCGCCCACGACUUCAUCAGUGCCGCCGCGCUUGUUAUGUCCGCGUGCAUGUGGGGGACCAAAAGCUAGGGUCCCCGGGCAUGUUUUCCCACACCGUCAGAUCUCUCUCCUCGGAGGCGUCAGCAGAUCCGAGCCACUCGUCCAGUGGGCAACUCACGCUCGCUUGGACCAUCCUCACCCCAGCGUCGUUGCACUUGACCUGCCAUCUGCCGUCGGGCCCUUUGGUCAGCCGUCCAGUUACGACCGGGUACUCAUCCAGAGUGCGGGAUAGGGACACCCGGAGAUUGUCGAGGUCCGUCGGCAUUGGGCCGCGGCUGAAUGGGUUUGAACUGUAA
Molecule: messenger RNA, 894 nt
Organism: Striga asiatica
Lineage: Eukaryota; Viridiplantae; Streptophyta; Magnoliopsida; Lamiales; Orobanchaceae
Source: the annotation of a GenBank genome assembly